CUCCUUCUCUCUGUCUACUAUCUCAUCCUACCCAAUAAGAAGGGUGGACUCGAGGUGGGGCGUGGUUUUCUUGCUGAUGGGCGUGGUCAGUGGUCCGGACCCCCCCUCAGGUGAAGAGUGUGACGGUGAAGUUCCUCUCUCUCUCACUCUCACUGCACUCCGCCUCGCGCCCUGCCCGGAUUUACCCCCCUUGAGAACGACCCCCUCCCCCGAACUAGCAACGCCAGCCCGCCCGGACCGCGCGCGGGACAGCAUGCCGCUUUGAGCUCGCUCUCUCCGUGUUCUCUGGGUUCUAGACUCGCCAUGGCGGUGCGCUUCUCCAUCCAGGCCAUCCUGGACCGGAAGGAGGAGAACCGCGCGCUGACGGGGCUGUUCGCGGAGAGCGCGUGCUGGGAGGACGGGCAGCGCGAGCGGAGCGCCUGCGUGGCGCGGGAGGAGCGCGCGGGCUACGAGACGGACUCGGGGCUCAGCGAGGACAACGAGGACGGAGCUGGAGGAGGAUCCGGAGCCGGAGCUGCUGUAGUCGGAGGGAUACGGGAGAAAAGCGCGUCCCCGCGCGGGACGGAGAGGAGCAGGCGCGCGCUGGAGGAAGAGGAGGAGGAGGAGGAUGAUGAAGAAGAGGAGACCGCGGAGAGCGCGAGGGCACUCAGCGACUGCGAGCUCUCCAACAGCGUGUGUGACUCGAGCACGGUGGAGGAGCCGGGCUGCUGCGAGGACCGGACCACCUCCGACCCGCCCAAGCAGCGGAAGAAACGCUCGCGCGCCGCCUUCUCUCACGCUCAGGUGUUCGAGCUCGAGCGCCGCUUCAACCACCAGCGCUACCUGUCGGGUCCGGAGCGCGCGGACCUGGCGGCCUCUCUGAAGCUGACGGAGACGCAGGUGAAGAUCUGGUUCCAGAACCGGCGCUACAAGACCAAGCGGCGCCAGAUGGCCGCGGACCUGCUGGCCUCCGCCUCCGCCGCCGCCGCGUCCGCCUCCGCCGCGGGGGCCGUGCCGGGCGCGCGCAGGGUGGCGGUGAAGGUGCUGGUGCGCGACGACCGGAGGCAGUACGCCCCGGGGGAGGUGCUGCUGCGGCCGCCGCUGCUCGCGCUGCCACCGUCCUGCUACUGCCCGCCGUACGCGUACUGCCUGCCCGCGUGGAGCCUGUCCGCGUGCGCCACGGGGAACCAGUGACGUCACGCCUUAUUUAUAUAUAACCCCACAGACUAGAACUAAUCCCCCCACGAACCGACCUCACGGACUGACAGCGAAGUUUGGACACUUUGGACAAUGUAGCGCGGGCUGUGUUCCAAAUUGAGUUCUGUUGGCUAUGUAGUGCACACGGACUACCUGACCACCGGCGCCCACCUCAACACACCGCCGGGUUGUUGGUUCUAGUUUUGGUUCUGUUCUGAGGGUUCUGUACAGCAGGGACUAGAGUAGAUCUGGAGUGAAUCGACAGUGGUGGUAAACUAAAGCAGGAGUAAGUCACGUGAUCGAACACAAAUAUUUAAUUUAAUAUAUUUUAUUUACUGUCCAAACCCACUAGAGAUCCUACACCAGCUUUCUGAGUUUAUAUGGAAGGAUGAUGAUGACGGUCAUAAAAUAGUGGAACAUUGGAACUAAUACUAAUACUUACUUUAGAGACAUUUUUCUGCCGCACUGCGCCCGGCAGCAUGUACAAAUCCCUCCAAAGAAUUUAAAAACAGGCUUUAGAACCAAAAUAUUCUUCAAACAGUGUGGUAAAACAGUGUAUCAGUACCUUGAAGCUAAGUAGGCUGUGCUUUCACCUCUAGAAGCAUUACAAACAAUGCUAAAUGUUUUAGAACAAAAGAAAAACAAUCUAUAUAUUUUAGAAACACAAAAUUGUGAGUGGGGCCACUGUUUAGAUAUACACUAGCACUCUAUAGCAUGAGGAUUAGGAUGCAGACACACUGAGAUAAACGCUCUAGCUGAGCACAAGCACUUAGCAUUCUAACACACAAGUAUAAGUACAGGUUAGGCACGCUAAUAUUCAAUCACACACGAGUAGUCUGAACUAGAACCCAAGUAUUCUGUGCUAUUCAUUCUAUAAAAACCUACAAAAGUUAUAAAACAAAUAUAAGGCCCACUAUAGUGCUCUAGCAUAGGAUGCAAACAUACAGAGUUAAACACUCUAAACACAAGCAUGAGCUUAGGUUUGUGGGAUGGAAGAACACAAGCUAAUGCUGAAAACAUACAAGCAGGCUGUCUAAGAAAUCCAUGAUAAACUUUCUAGGAACACAGGUGAGCUGUGCUAGUCCUUCUAAUAAUAAAAAAAGCCCAAAUAAACAUUCUGGAAAACAAUAAUCUGAGUUAAGCAAUGGAUAAAUGUAGAAGACUAGAACACUGAACGCUCUACAACAUACAAAAGUUAUAACAAAUAUUAGGCCCACUCUAGCUCUCUAGCAGAAGUGUUCUAGGAAGCAAACAUACUGAGUUAAACCUUCUAGCUAAACACAAGCAUGAGCUACAUUUAAAAAAGCCCAGCUAGACAUUAUAAAACAGACUGAGAGAGUUAGACUGAAGGUUAGGCAUGAGCUAGAACUCUAAAACACAGAACACUGAGCUAAAUGCUAAAUGCACAAGUGUUCUAGACAGUGUGAUUGUGGUGUUUAGGAUUCUACACUAGCUGAUUAGUGUUCGGUAACUCUGCUGAUGCUAAGGGUUCUAGGACAGGAGUUCCAGCACAAGAACCUGAACUACACUCUCACACAAGAGACUGGACGCUAUGUGUUGUGGUGCAUUGUGGGGGAUCUGGCGUGUGCUCUGGAUUAUUUCCAGGAUUGGAGCAGUCUGAGAAAGUGAGGACUCCUGUGGGAGAGUGCCCGAGUGCCUUGUGGACUUCUUUUCUAGGGCACUUGGUUUGAGGGAGCAGAUUCACCCCCUGGACUGAUGGGGUUCUGACCUCUUUCACUCGUUGUUGUGAAUGUAUGGGCUGUGUUGGGUUUGCUGGUUCGGUUCUGUUGGGAUCGGUUCUGCUGGGUUCUGCAGCGGGUGUGUAAGGGGGGGAAAGUGAGGGUAAGACUCUGCAGCACUUUGUACACCUUCAUCACCCUCGUCUUCCUCACUUCAGUACUGAAACUGAAGCAGUAAGACUUUCAAACCUCAAACGUUUAUCUAAUACACCUUAUUUUUGUGUGAGUGUGUGUAUGCGAAUGCGAGUGUGUGUGUGCGUGUUUGUGUGUGUGUGUUGUUUAUUGUAAACAAAUAUUAAACCAUAUAAAAUAAGACGCUA
This is a messenger RNA of Astyanax mexicanus (Mexican tetra), 3235 nucleotides long. It is a transcript of the gene nkx3-2, whose product is annotated as NK3 homeobox 2. Lineage: Eukaryota; Metazoa; Chordata; Actinopteri; Characiformes; Acestrorhamphidae. The transcript is spliced from 2 exons. Gene Ontology annotation, molecular function: DNA-binding transcription factor activity, RNA polymerase II-specific; RNA polymerase II cis-regulatory region sequence-specific DNA binding. Gene Ontology annotation, biological process: cell differentiation; regulation of transcription by RNA polymerase II. The coding region runs from base 304 to 1173 and encodes 289 amino acids. The record is from RefSeq and is a predicted model, not a curated record. Gene Ontology annotation, cellular component: nucleus.